This is a messenger RNA of Salmo salar (Atlantic salmon), 1620 nucleotides long. It is a transcript of the gene ppp1r8b, whose product is annotated as protein phosphatase 1, regulatory subunit 8b. Gene Ontology annotation, molecular function: protein binding. Lineage: Eukaryota; Metazoa; Chordata; Actinopteri; Salmoniformes; Salmonidae. The record is from RefSeq and is a predicted model, not a curated record.
UGGCUGUCAACAGAUUAACCCCCCCCAAAACUACAAUUCCCAAACCAAGGGAGCAUUUUACCCAGCAUUCACCGGGUUUGUGAAUGGAUAAUGCUGCAAGAUGGCGACAAAUGCAACUGCUACAAACUUACCAUCUUUUGAUUGUCCAACAUGGGCAGGCAAGCCCCCUCCAGGACUCCAUUUGGACGUGAUGAAAGGUGACAAAAUGGUCGAGAAACUGAUCAUUGACGAGAAAAAGUACUACUUAUUCGGGAGGAACCCGGACAUGUGUGACUUCACCAUCGACCACCAGUCAUGUUCACGCGUGCAUGCUGCCCUGGUCUACCACAAGCACCUGAAGAGGGUGUUCCUUAUUGAUAACAACAGCACGCAUGGUACCUUCCUGGGACACAUCCGCCUGGAGCCCAAUAAGCCUCAGCAGGUCCCCAUAGACUCCACCAUGUCGUUUGGAGCGUCCACGCGAGCCUACACCAUCCGGGAGAAACCUCAGAGCCAGCAAGGAACCAACGCCGCCACGGGGGACACCAAGGUCGGGGAGGACGAGGAGGGGUCUAAGGGCCUCUUAGGAUUACCAGAGGAGGAGACCGAGCUAGAGAACCUGACAGAGUUCAACACGGCCCACAACAAGCGCAUCUCCACCCUGACCAUCGAGGAGGGCAACCUAGAGAUCCAGAGACCCAAGAGGAAGAGGCGGAACUCCAGAGUCACCUUCAACGAGGACGAUGAGGUCAUCAACCCGGAGGACAUUGAUCCCUCAGUGGGGCGCUUCAGGAACAUGGUGCAGACUGCUGUCGUCCCUAUAAAGAAACAGAAAAUGGAGAGGCACGGCUCACUUAGUAUGGACGACGUUGUUACGAGGCGCAUCCACAACUACACCUUCGGCGGCGGCCUUUACGGGGACCUGCCACCCACCAGCCACGAAGGCCACCCUGCCGGGUCCCCGAGCGGAGCCACUAUCCUGGGGGGUCUCCCUCUGCCCUUCCCCAACCCGGCCCCAGAGGUGAACCUGGCCCCGGAUGCCCCCCAGCCACCUGUCACCCUCAACCCUGUCCCCGUCACAGGCCCCUAUCCCUCCGAGGUCCUCAACGAGCCCCGCAAGAAAAAGUAUGCCAAAGAGGCAUGGCCAGGCAAGAAGCCCACCCCCUCCCUACUAAUCUAACCCUCUCCUUACACUACGGCUCUUUCUCAAUUCGUCUUUCCUCUGUUCUUUACCUCCUCUCAUGCAUUGUAGAAGAUCCAAGGUCUCUCCUCUUGGACCUUCUCCAAUGUAUUUUGAGGCGAGGAGAGGGGACACAAGGAAUCCAGGAAAGCCGAAUUGGGAAAGAGCCGUUGUAGUGGAGGCAGGGCUGACUCUCAGGGUAUGGGCGGAGACAUCAGGGACCAUGACCCGUUGGAGGCGGAUCGAUUUUACUUAUAAGACUGUUUUGUGGAUUUUAUAGUUUUGUCAAUGUUUUCUACGUUACUUCCUCAUUCUCCUAAAGAUUAUCCGAAAGUCUUCAGUACUACAUUCCAUGAAGACAGGAACACCACUCCUUCGGGAGAUGAAUGUUUGAUGCGUUUUACAAAUGAAGUCAUAUUAAAAAGGCAGUACUUGGCAGACCAAGUCAGUUGGUCAGGUAA